GGCGUUUGAGACAUGGAAUGGAAGUUGAUUAAAUUUUUUUAUAAAGUUAUAUUGUUACAAGCCUGUCUGGAUACAAUCGCUAGGCCAAAGGUUCAGGGAACAAUCCAAUUUAACGGCAAAUUCGGUUGUUCAACAUGUCUGCACAGCGGUAAACUGACGAACGGGAAUCAGAUACGGUAUCCCUUCCAACACUCGAAGCAGAGGGAGUCCGUUGAAACCCAAAGGUUGAUGAUGGAAGUUCAUGAAACAGGUGUACCAAAAUAUGGUAUGUUCUGAUGUUCGUACCAGACUUUGAUGUAAUACAUGGUUUUCCUCCUGACUAUAUGCAUGGCGUUUUAUUGGGAGUAAUGAAAAUGAUGUGGGAUUUUUUCACAUGUACCUCCAAUCACCAGAAACCAUUCUACGUGGGACUUCAACUGAAAGAGGUUGAAAAGCGUAUGAUUAGUAUUCGUCCACCAAGCGCCUUUCCUCGAUAUCCUGGAAAACUUGAAGACAUCAAAAAGAACAAAGCUACUGACUGGGAACAUAUUUUAUAUCACUAUUUCUUCCCAUGUUUCUACGGUAUCCUACCGCAACCUUUUUUGGACCACUUCAUGUUGCUUUCAUCGAGCGUUUUUAAUUUACUUGAUCUACAUCUUUCGCCUGAGAAAAUUGACUCCUGUGAAACAUCUAUCAACAGCUUCGUAGCACAAUUUGAAAAGUUUUAUGGUGAAAAUAACAUGGUAUUCAACGUUCAUUUAUUGACCCAUUUAUCUCAAUGCGCUAGAAACUUCGGCGCUCUUUGGAACUCUUCUUUAUAUCCAUACGAGAGUGCAAAUGGGAUGAUACUUAAUUAUAGGACAGGUAACAAUCAUCCGGUGGUUCAAAUCACCAAGAAAUACGUAAUGCAUAGGAUUUGCCAAAACUCCAGAAUUCCGGAGACAUCACCGGCUUAUACUUGGCAUUCUGAAAUCUGGAAUUCAACAAAAAAGCAAGAUCUUCAUUUUGAUAGGCGAUUUGUUUAUGAACUUUCACAAGACGUUAGCAUUGACGAUUAUAUUGAGCAACGUGAAUUUAGCUAUCACGAUAGAAUCCAUGUUGGAAACAUACAGUACCGUACCCAUAAGUCAUGUAGGGAUCUGGGAUAUGAUGAUUCAUAUGUUUGCAUUUAUGGAGAGUUUUUCCGCAUAGAGCAAAUAUUAACAGACACAAACAGUGAAACAUAUAUUGUUGGCUUGAAACUGAUCACAUGUAAAUUAUUUGACAAUAUGUUUACGUAUUCAAUAAGUGAUUCUAUGUUGAAAACCGAAAUGAGCUCUCACGACGAUUGA
This is a messenger RNA of Armigeres subalbatus, 1310 nucleotides long. RefSeq lists its product as uncharacterized. The record is from RefSeq and is a predicted model, not a curated record. Lineage: Eukaryota; Metazoa; Arthropoda; Insecta; Diptera; Culicidae. Bases 276 to 1310 code for a protein of 344 amino acids. The transcript has 3 exons.